AUGUCAAGUUCUGGCACACCCGCCUUUGACGAUCCUGCUGCGUUGGUUGCCCUGCUCCGGCAAUGGUCUGCUCCUGAUGAGCUGCUGGAGGUCCUCACUGUAAAGGGCUUCAAGACCAUCGCGACCAUUGCCUAUGCUAUCCCACCGGACGGUUCCCCUGACGACUGGAUUCGCGUCUUAUGGCCUCCGGCAGACCCCAACGACACCUUGGCCAGGAUCACACCAGCAGCCAGUUUUGCACGACGCCUUCUGGUGCAGGCGCGCGACCUUGUUCAUCCGGCACCUGCCCCGUCGACCCCUGCCUCUGCUGGGAGCGCUCCGCCUUCCCUGCCCGGCCCGAAAAUCACGGCCGAGGCGGCGGAGACGUCCGAGCAUGACGUUCAGACGUUCUAUGAACAUCGCCGACCCAGGUCGGACAACCAGCUCCUCCGCUCCUUGUUGGAUGACGUUCCGGACCCGGUUGUGGCUCACGCGUCCGUGCCUACUUCAGGUCCUGUCGAGCCUCUGCUUCGCCGCCACUUCGGGAUCCUGGUCACGGCCUUGGCUUUUCUGGGUGACCUGCACCUCCGUAUCGGCAAGACUUUUGCUGAGUCUUUCAUUGCAUCCGCUACGGCUGUCCCCCUGGAUCCUUCCCUCCGGGCACCGUCUCUGCAAGAAGUACUUGCAGCGGACCGGUCCAUUUGGGCUGCUGUUGGCACACUGAUGCGAGAUGAGAAAUGGUCGCUGUCUGACUCCAUUCAUGAGGUUUCCGUCACCCGACACAUGAUUCCGACUUUGUUGUGUGCCCGGCCUCGGUCCAUGCCUGCCCCUCCGGUCCGGGAACCCACCCGCACUGUGGGCACGGCCGACACGUCGCAACCAUCUAAGCCAGAUAGGCCCACGAAACGUCUCAAAACCGACGGCAAACCGGAAAAACCGACCGGCAAAGCCAAAGCCGAUGCCAAAAAGCCGGCCGGCAAGAAACCCGUCAAGGAUCUGUGGGAAGAGUCGUGGCAUGAGGUGGACGAGAAUGGCAAGGAGAUUUGCAAACGCUUUGUGCUAGGCCGUUGCAAGUUGGAUUCCUGCUCAUCCCCUGAUGCCCUGGCCGAUGAAGCCGUGCGUAUUUUCUCCUCUGAUGAGGAGAUCUCAAAUCACGCCCCGGCUGAGUCCGUGGCUCAGGCGGAGACAGCUCCAUCCUUGGAUCGGGCCCCCCCUUCCACUUCCCCGGCCGAUCCUCCUGCCCGCCCGGCACUGUUCCUGGACUUGUUUUCAGGUUGCUCGGCCCCGCUCUCUAAAGCAGUUUCCAAUCUUGGCCUUGACCGCAUUGCCCCUAUCGACGUGCUUCAUGGGGAAGAGGUGGACUUGCUUCUGCCCCAGCAUCAGUCGUCCAUGCGGAAACUGUGCUCGUCUGGCCUCGUGCGUGUGGCUGUUGCCGCCCCACCCUGCUCCAGCUUUAGCCGCGCUCGCCUUAAACGCGGUGGCCCGCCCGCAGUCCGGACACCAGCACACCCGCACGGCAUCCCUGCUCCUUCCCAGCGCCAGCAGGCUGAACUGCAACGCUCUGACAAGCUGCACGAGCUCUGUCGGGAGCUCCUCACUCUCGUGCUUCUCUCGGGUGGUCUGGUGUUGCUUGAGAACCCAUCUAGCAGCUUGUUGUGGCUCACCGACCCAUGCAAAGCCUGGAUUCGCCACCACUGCCUGUCCGCCGUGGAAAUUGCCGCUUGCACUUUUGGCGUGAAUGCCAAAAAGAGCUGGACCUUUGUCUCCAAUUUGGCGGACCUUUCCUCUCUGGCCUCUGCCUGUUGCCACCCGCCGGGCACUCACCCGCCCUUGGCAGGCAAGCGUGAUUCGUCCGGUGCCUUCCUUACACGGACCACUGCAUGCUACCCGGACGGUCUCUGCGAGCGCUUUGCGGCACUGAUGGCACCAUAUCUCUCCCGGUCAGUGGGUCUAGUCCCGUUCCUCUCCUGGGAAACGGAUGCCCCCAUUUCUGAAUCCGAACUGGAACCUUUCUUGGGUGACUUGCGCUCCUUUCUGGGCUUGGCGGUUACUGACUUUGAUACACUUCUUUCGGUCCCUCCGGGCCAACCGUUGCGCCUGUUCCUUCUGGAUGCGCUGCUCCAGCUCUCGCGCGACCCGGAUCGACCCUUCGUGGACUUGCUGCUUGAAGGAGUACCUCUGGGUGUUGACGAACCUAUGCCUGCCUGCCCAACGCUGUUUCCUGCUUCUGCCACCAAGGACCCAUCCAUGGACUUACAGCAUUGUUCCUCCUCCUGGGGAUCAGCUCUCUCCGACCUGUCCACUGUUGAUUCCCUUCUUCAAACCGAAGUUUCCGAAGGUUGGGUGCGGGAGGUUCCGGGCGGUCUUGACAGCCUCGUCGCUACCUAUGCUCGCACCGCCGUGGGGAAGCUUGGACUUAAGGCCCCCGACCGUGACCCCCGCCUGGUGGUGGAUUCCAGCCUCUUCGCACUGAUCUUGGACGUCAGCAAAGCUCACCGGCGCAUACUGAUCCGGGCCGCCGAUCAAGGCCUUCUUUGCUUCUUCCAUCGCGGCCGCCUGUUCCAGUGUCUCACAUUGAAUUUCGGUGCACGCGCGUCCGGCUUUUACUGGGCACGAUUGGCGGGGAUUCUCUCACGCCUCAUGCAUCGGCUUCUGUUCAUCCGCCACGCCCUGCUCAUCUAUGUCGACGACCUGAUCUCCCUCCUUUCCGGUCCGUCCGCGCCGGUCUGGGCCGCUGUGCUGUGUGUUUUCCUUCUUGUGCUUCGCGUCCCAAUGAGUUGGCACAAAGCCUAUUUAGGCGCACGGCCGACUUGGAUUGGUUGGUCUAUGUCCCUGGAAACCUUUACCGCCACGCUUGAACCACCGAAGCUGGCCCGUCUCCGCCUUCUGAUUUCUUCUGCCCGUUCCGGGGAUGCGAUUCCACUACACCUGCUUCGCAAACUCACCGGCAAACUCCUUUGGGUUUGUUCCCUGUUUCGUCCCUUCCGGCACCGCUUUAUCGGGACCAGAGCCUACCUCCACUUGUUCAUGUUGCUGUGGCCCCCUCUACGUGGGAAUCCUUCCGGCUGCACCCUGGUCAGUGUGGCUUCCCGCCCUGUUCAUACACUGAAGGAUGUUCCUCUCCACUUUGCCGGUGAACGCCGACUCUGGAUUUCCGUCCGCUCCCCUCCUGACUCUGACCGGAAGCUUUCGCAGGAAUCUAAAGCCGUCUUGGACCUUUGGCACUCCUGCUUGUGUCAGACCAUCCCGCUCUUCCCGCUGUCUCUGUCGCCGCUGUUAACUUGCGAGGCGUUUGCUGACGCCUGUGCCGACAGCAAACACGCGGGCUUGGGCGGCUUCGUGGCUUUUCCCUCCGGCCGUACGGUCUGGUUCCGAUCCGCCUUAUCCCCUGCGGAUCUUGCUCGACUUUGUGCUUGGUAUUCCCCUGACACUUCACCUCAGAAAUUCAUCGCUGCCUGGGAACUCCUUGGCCAAAUCGCGCUUCUCUGGUGCGUUGCUCUCGUUGUCCCGGCCGCUCACCACCCAGUGCAUUUCGUCAGCCGCUGUGACAACAGCCCUUCCGAGUCGGCUUCAUGGAAAGGCCUCUCUACGGCCCGCGGUAUGUGUGACCUACUGCACUCCUACCUGUUGUGGCAGCGUCAUUUCUGCAUUUCCGCACAUAUCGAUCAUGUUCCGGGGUUCCGUAACAAGAUUGCUGAUGCCCUCAGCCGGUCCCGCGACCCGGGCACAUUGGGACUCAAUCCUGCCGAUGAGAUCCUGGUCCCUUGGCACCUGUUGUGUGGUCCUCCGCGCCCGUCUUACUCUCCUGCGGCCGCUUUCAACCGUGACCUCUUCCCGGCAUUGGACUUCUGA
This is a messenger RNA of Symbiodinium sp. CCMP2592, 3831 nucleotides long. Lineage: Eukaryota; Dinophyceae; Suessiales; Symbiodiniaceae. The record is from the annotation of a GenBank genome assembly.